AUGGAGAGUGGAAAUCAAUCCAACAACAAAGUCCACAUAUUGGCAAUUCCUUAUCCAAGCCAAGGACACAUCAAUCCCAUGCUACAAUUUUGCAAGCGUUUAAUCUCCAAAUCCAAAGGGUUGAAAGCCACUUUAGCAGUCACAAACUUCAUCGCCAAAACAAAUAAGCCAAAGUCAGAAACGGUCCAAAUUGUCUCAAUUUCUGAUGGCUUCGAUGAAGGUGGUUUUCUUCAAGCUGAAAGCAUCGAAUCUUACUUGAAACACCUCCAAGAAUCAGGCACAAGAACCCUGAUUGAGCUUAUAAAGGGUUACCAAAACUCGGGCAACCCGAUCCAUUCCAUAGUUUAUGAUUCAUUUUUGCCUUGGGUUUUGGAUGUUGCUAAAGAAUUUGGGUUGGUUUCAGCUGCUUUUUUCACUCAGCCUUGUGCCGUGAAUUUUGUGUAUUAUUAUGUUCAUCAUGGACUAUUAAAGUUGCCAGUUUCUUCAUUUCCUUUGUCGAUGCCUGGAUUACCACCUCUGGAUCGUUUCGAUCUUCCAUCGUUUAUCGCAUUUGAGGGUUCAUAUCCUGCUUAUUUUGAGCUGGUGAAGCAGCAAUUCUUGAAUGCAGAUCAAGCUGAUUUCGUUCUUGUGAAUACAUUCUACGAGUUGGAAAUUGAGGUUGUUAGAUGGUUGGAAGAUCAGUAUCCAAUAAAGACGAUAGGGCCAAGUACGCCAUCAAUGUAUGUUGAUAAGCGAAUCGAAGAUGACAAGGGCUAUGCCAUCAAUCUGUUCAAACAAAACAGAGAUGAUAUUUUAAGAUGGCUGGAUUCGAAGGAAAUUAACUCAGUUGUUUAUAUAUCAUUCGGGAGCUUGGCGAAUCUCGGGAAGGAUCAGAUGGAAGAAAUAGGAAGAGGGCUUGUUAGCAGCAAUUGUAACUUCUUGUGGGUCGUCCGAUCUACUGAAGUUGACAAGGUUCCGAAUGAAUUGAUUUCCGAGGCUGAAGAUAGAGGCCUAAUUGUGAAUUGGUGUCCCCAACUCGAAGUUUUGGCUCAUGAGGCAGUGGGAUGUUUCGUGACUCAUUGUGGGUGGAAUUCGACCAUGGAAGCAUUGAGUUUAGGCGUGCCGAUGGUGACAAUGCCGGUAUGGGUUGAUCAAACGACGAAUUCAAAGUUCAUAGUUGAUGUAUGGCAGACCGGAAUCCGGCUUAAGGCUUGCGAGAGUGAUGGAAUUGUUACAAAAGAGGAAGUGGAGAUUGUUAUCAAGGAAGUUAUGCUUGGGGAGAAGUCAAGUGAGCUGAGGAAUAAUGCCCUCAAGUGGAAAGAAUUAGCUAAAGAGGCCAUUAAUGAAGGAGGAAGCUCGGACAAACACAUUGAGGAAUUUGUUUAUGAUCUAAUGAUCUUCUACAAAAAUGGCCAUAGGCUUUGGAUAGUGACCAUCUCGUGUUGUGGCUAUCAGCAUUGGCAACAAAUACCCGUUGUUCGGUUAAGACUUGAAUCGGGUGAGCUUAGAAGUAGGGACGAAGCCGUCGAGCAGCGAGACUUUGCUCACAAAGUAAACCGGGAUUUCUUUGUCGUCUUUUUUCUGGAUGAGAACCGCGGAUAUGGCAGUUUCUCGAGCAGCCAGAUAAACGGAUCCCCCUCGAUAACCAUUGUGUCACUGUGGACAAAUGCCCGGGAUUGUUGGACAGGCUUCAACAACGAGGUUAAGGUCCUGUCGAGCCUAUGCAAGGUUUCACCCGGAGUCUACUUGGAGGGAUUCUCGACUGUCCAAACCAACGUUGUGCUCGUCCAUCGAGGAAGGACGGGACUCUUGUCCACGAUCAUUCCUAUCAUUCUUCUCAUCGAGGGUCCUCAGUAUAGGGAACAUCAUACCUCUGAUGGCCAUAAGGUUGGCGAGCCUCGGGUCCUCCCGAGGGUAGACACUCCGAAGCUUAAACCAAUUGAUAGCAAUCUCGUAGAUAAAGCAAAUUUUGUUAAUGCAACCAUCAAACAAGAAAGUACGAAGAUAAUUUAUCUAUCCCGUGAAACUCAAAAGAGUGUGGAAAAUUCACAAAGUAGAGUAAAAGUAGAAGAAACCAAAAUGGCUUCCAAACCUCAUGUUCUGGUUCUCAUUUUGCCUGUACAAGGCCAUAUUAACCCUCUGCUACAAUUUUCCAAGAUCUUAGCUUCAAAAGGUAUCAAAAUCACAGUUGUCAUCACAAAUCCAAUAGAGACUACUACUUCUCUAGCAGGUAAUCAGUCCGAACUGAUCAAAUUCGAGUGCAUCCCUGCUGAAAGGAUCAAAGAAGAAGCACAAGUAGCUGAAAAACAAUUAGCCCAUCAUCAGGACUCCAAUGAAGCAAAGAUUGAAACUUUGAAGGCUAGAGUUUUGGAAUACCUGCCUUUAAUUUUGGAAGGGAAAGCCUCUUCUGGUGAGCCUGUGAAAGUUGUCGUUUAUGAUUCACUUAUGCCUUACGUUUCCGAUGUUGCGAAAGAAGUAGGAAUUUCAGGAGCAGCAUUUUUUACUCAGUCAGCUGUAGUUUCUGCUAUAUAUUAUCAUCUACAUGAAGGAGCGGUUGAAUUACCUUUGAAAAAAGAACAAAUUAAAGCGUCACUGCCUUCCGUACCGUACGUAUUCAAGCCAAAAGAUUUGCCCUCUUUUGUUAACGACAGUGCUGGAACAUAUUCAUCUGUUCUGAGGUGUGUCCUGGAUCAAAGUCUGAGCUUUCACAAAGCUGAUUGGGUCCUGAUCAAUACUCUUGAGUCUCUGGAACUUCAGACAGUGAGAUGGAUGGUAAGCCACUUCCCAAAGUUCAAAACAAUUGGACCGACUAUCCCUACAAUGUACCUUCACAACCGGAUGGAAGAUGACAGAGAUUCUGGUAUCAGUCUUUUCAAGCCAGAAAUUGAAGCUUGCAAACAAUGGCUUGAUACAAAAUCAAAUGGCACAGUGGUUUAUGUAUCCUUUGGAAGCAUGGUGAAUCUCAGUGAAGAGGAGAUGACAGAAAUCGCAUGGGGUCUAGUGAAAAGCAAAUGCCACUUCUUGUGGGUAAUUCGAGCUUCAGAGGAGAGCAAAUUGCCUACAAAUUUCGCGUCCGAGGUUGGAGAAAAAGGACUAAUAGUAAACUGGUGUUCGCAGCUUGAAGUAUUAGAUCAUGAUGCUGUAGGUUGUUUCUUGACGCACUGUGGUUGGAAUUCUACUCUUGAAGCGCUGAGUUUGGGAGUGCCGAUGGUAGUUAUGCCACGAUCUGGUGAUCAACCAACGAAUGCGAAGUUGAUUGUUGAUGUUUGGCAAACAGGGUUGAGACUUGAGGCUGGUGAAGAUGGAAUAGUGAGAAGAUAA
This is a messenger RNA of Oldenlandia corymbosa var. corymbosa, 3300 nucleotides long. Lineage: Eukaryota; Viridiplantae; Streptophyta; Magnoliopsida; Gentianales; Rubiaceae. The record is from the annotation of a GenBank genome assembly.